AUGAAAAUAGCCACUGGACAGUUGGGUCGUUCGCAAUCCAUAAUCGAGCUGUGUUCUGGGAUUAGUUCAACCGUCAAAAGCUGUACCUCUUGGUUCCUCUCGCCAUUUAAAAAACCAGAAACGUCAGAGCCGCCAUCACUAUCCAUCUCAGACUCUACAGUCAUCCAAAAUCAGCCUCAAUCACCAACUUACGGUGCGUCGUCGAACAGAGAAAUCAAUCAAACCGUGCCUGAACUGCCAGAAGAGACGCUUGACAUCUCAAUCUCCAUCGUCGAUACACCUUCUGAGACUGCCGAAGCAGCCUCACCGCUGCGUGUGAUGGUUAGCACCACCAAAGAGGCACUUCGAGUUCGGACACGCCAGUACCAGAUUUUGCAUAAUAUUCGGGAACAAGAACUGGGAAAAACAGUGCUUGGUUUUGUGAUGCCAAUGACCACUACCCUCCUAUCUGUCUACACUAAAGAUUCCUUGAUGCUACCAAUACACUUAAUUUUACUGUCACUGUGCAUAGGUAUGGCGGCCUUGUGGAAUGGUAUGUUACUCCGGGAUACCUACCCCAAAAUCGCAAGCAUUAUUGAACAACUUGGAAUUGCUUGUAUUUUGUUUGCAUUUUUCGGGGUGGUUGGGUCUUUUCUUCCACCAACGAUUGUUUGGGCAGUCUGGUUAUGUUACGCUCUCACCCUAUUUCCGCUGCUCUUGAGUCAUCUUCCUGCAAGAGAGAACUCCUCUGAAUUGAUAGUCCCUUAA
Ilex paraguariensis (yerba mate) is the source of this 747-nucleotide messenger RNA. The record is from the annotation of a GenBank genome assembly. Lineage: Eukaryota; Viridiplantae; Streptophyta; Magnoliopsida; Aquifoliales; Aquifoliaceae.